CUCAGUCAACGGCUACAAUGCUCGUUUUCUGAUCAAAAUCACAUAGAUGCUUAACUCCACGACCGACAGGUCUCUGUAUCUCUGACAUCAAGCACUCCUUCUAGGCUCAUGUGCUCGUGGAUGCUAAUAAUAUAUUCAACUUUAAGUCUCUCUCUUCAAUUGGGAUUCCUUUCGUUAUAGUCUCAGUUCACGAUAUGCCAAAAGUCACGCAAAUGGAAAGUCUGACCGGAAACGAUGUGUUAUUGUGCUUUGCACUGCAAGCUAUGGUUCUCGAGACUGCCAUUGUUGUUACUAAGUCCGUCGCUUGGUUGCUCACGAUGAUGGGAACUCUGCCUAAUGGAAUUGAUAUCCACUUGAAAGAGCCUGAAGCAAAUGGAGGGUUUCCGCUUGCUCAGCUUCUUGCAGUGAGAAAACCUAGUCCUGAGAACAAGGAUGCCAGUGACACAGAGGACGAUGAUGAAGACGAAGAGGAAGAAGCAGUGGAUGAUCAAGAUGAAGAUGCAAACGACGAGGAGGAUGCUUCUGGUGAAGAGGAAGGAGAUCCUGAAGAUGAACCCGAGGCCAAUGGGGAAGGUGGCGGUGGAGAUGAGGAUGAUGAUGAUGACGGUGGUGAUGAUGAUGACGGCGACGGCGAUGAUGACGACGAAGAAGAGGAGGAAGAAGAGGAAGAGGAAGAGGAGAAAGAGCUUCAGCCACCGGCUAAAAAACGAAAAUGAGCUUGAAUCUCUUGUUCUAGUAAUUUAUUGUCUUGCUGAGGUUAGGGGUAUGGUGUAGUGGGAAGCUAGAAUGGGCUGAUUCAAGUUACGGUGGGUGUCUGUCUAAGUUAGAGUAGAGAACAUUGUGACAGUUCCGGAAAUCAGACUUGUUUGAUAUUUCCUAAUAUACAGUUCUAGCAUCAUUAU
Messenger RNA from Hibiscus syriacus, 902 nucleotides. RefSeq names its product phosphopantothenoylcysteine decarboxylase subunit VHS3-like. NCBI's taxonomy places the organism in Eukaryota, Viridiplantae, Streptophyta, Magnoliopsida, Malvales, Malvaceae. The transcript is spliced from 3 exons. Bases 195 to 716 code for a protein of 173 amino acids. The record is from RefSeq and is a predicted model, not a curated record.